UUAGACUCUGAGGUUAUGUAAUGUCAGAAGUGUCAUGUCGUAACAAAACAUAACCUAAAACUUUAAUUUCCAUAAAAUUCUAUGUUUUUAAGUUGAAAAAUACACCAAAUUAUCAUAUUUUUUACAAAUGUUCAGACACAUCAUUAAUGAUGGUCUCCGUUAUAGUUUUCUGGCAUUGCCCAGUUUAUUUGGAGAUGAUAGACUGACUAAUGAAACUGAAACAGAACGAAAGGCAGAUAAGGUUUCAGUUAAAGAAGAAACUGGAUGGGACAGAUUAGUACGGAUGUAUCAAGUCGACGAAUUCGGGAAUAUUAGUUAUGAAGCGAACAGCAUUCUACAAGUAAUGGCAGGUAGUAUUUUUGUUGGAGCAGCGUAUGGUGGAUUGGUUGGGAGUAGAGGAGCUUACCAGGAGUUCAUGCAAAGCCAGAAUGCUUUGAAAUUUGAAAGUCACUUAGAGGCAAAGAAAAUGUUGCAAAAUAAAGUAACAAUUGCUUUUGGAAAAUCAGCGUUUAGGUGGAGUUGGAGGUUGGCACUGUUUUGUACAUCUUUUGCGGCCAUAUCAACAACCAUUCAAGUAUACAGAGGAAAAUACGGUAUUAUGGAAUAUGUAGCUGCAGGUAGUUUAACAGGGACUUUGUAUAAAUUCAACAUGGGCCCUCGAGGUUGGCUUGUAGGAGGCGGAUUAGGUUCUGUUUUGGGAUUAUUCUGUGGUGGAAUGACCUUAGCAAUAUUGAAGAUAACUGGUGUAUCUAUGGAAGAAGCACGAUAUUGGCAGUAUCAGUGGAAGCAAUAUCGAUCGGAAUAUUUCAGAAAAGGCAUGGCCGAUUAUUUGGAGAAAGAAGAUUAUGCUGUAGUUAAAUUACAUAAUGAUAGUGUAGGCGAAGCUGGCAAAGAUAUUGCUAAUUUAGAUAAGGAACCAGCGAGCAAAAAUACUAAAUAGUAAUUUUAAGACAAUAAAUUAUUUAUAGUAUUA
Leptinotarsa decemlineata (Colorado potato beetle) is the source of this 973-nucleotide messenger RNA. RefSeq names its product RPII140-upstream gene protein (gene 140up). Gene Ontology annotation, biological process: mitochondrial respiratory chain complex I assembly. The record is from RefSeq and is a predicted model, not a curated record. Gene Ontology annotation, cellular component: mitochondrion. NCBI's taxonomy places the organism in Eukaryota, Metazoa, Arthropoda, Insecta, Coleoptera, Chrysomelidae.